This is a messenger RNA of Spinacia oleracea (spinach), 684 nucleotides long. RefSeq lists its product as uncharacterized. The transcript is spliced from 2 exons. Gene Ontology annotation, molecular function: zinc ion binding. The coding region runs from base 1 to 684 and encodes 227 amino acids. Lineage: Eukaryota; Viridiplantae; Streptophyta; Magnoliopsida; Caryophyllales; Amaranthaceae. The record is from RefSeq and is a predicted model, not a curated record.
AUGCUUGUCUUCUCAUUAUUGGAAGCAAUCAGAAGUUGGUGUAUACAGAGGGUGGGGGCUAGAUUUGACAAGGCAGUUGACAUGGAGGAUGGUCAGCUCACUGCAUAUGCAUUGAAGGAGUUGGAGGAAAGAACAGCUGAGUCCAGGUUAUGUUAUGCCACAGCCUGUGGAGGGGGUGAAUUUGAGGUUAGGGAUGGACAUGUCAACUUUCCAAUUAGGCUUGCAACAAGAAUUUGUGCCUGUGGGAAGUGGCAGAUCUGUGGAAUCCCCUGCAAGCAUGCACUGAGGGUCAUAUAUGACCAAAGGAUGAACCCCCAUGAUUUCAUCUCCCCAUGGUUCAAGGCUGCUGCAUACAACCCAACCUAUACAGAACACAUUCAUCCCAUGGAAGAUCCAUCUCAGUGGCCUGACUUUGGCCUUCCUACCAUUCAGCCUCCAAUCAUCAAAAGACCAUCUGGCAGACCUGCUAAGAAGAGAAAGAAAGGGGCAAAUGAACCAAAGAAGGGGAAGAGGAACACAAAUGUCAAAUGCGGAAAGUGUAGAGAGUUUGGUCACAACUCAAGAACAUGCAAGAGUGGAGGAACAAGUGCCACUGGACCAAGCACUUCAAAGAGGGGUGCAGCAGGAGCAAGUACAUCAAAGGGGGGACCAAACACAAGGAAGAGGGCAAAGACAGCUGCUUAG